Symbiodinium sp. CCMP2456 is the source of this 999-nucleotide messenger RNA. Lineage: Eukaryota; Dinophyceae; Suessiales; Symbiodiniaceae. The record is from the annotation of a GenBank genome assembly.
AUGGACCCCAUCGUGGAUUCCUCUGCCAAGCUCGAGGACACUCCCGUGAUCGUGGGCGUUGCAGCCGAUUCGGGAUGUGGAAAGUCCACCUUCCUCCGUCGCAUCCUGGGCGCCCUGGGCACAGAGGUGAAGCCCGGGCACACGGCUAUCGGGGACAUGAUGACCGUGAUCUGCUUGGACGACUACCACACCAACGACCGUGCUGGGCGCAAGGCCACUGGCCUCACCGCCCUGGAUGCCCGAGAGAACGACUUCGCUCUCAUGGGUGCUCAGAUCGAGGCCCUGAAGACCGGCAAGGCGGUCUACAAGCCCAUCUACAACCAUGACACCGGCAACAAGGACCCACCUGAGCUCAUCGAGCCCAACAAGGUCAUGGUUUUCGAGGGCCUGCACCCCAUCUACGACGAGAAGGCGCGCUCACAGUUGGACCUGGCGAUCUACAUUGACAUCGUCAACGAUGUCAAGUUCGCAUGGAAGGUCCAGCGCGAUGUGGCAGAGCGUGGCUGGACGGAGGAGCAGGUCAGGGAGGACAUCGAGAAGCGUCUUCCUGACUUCUCCAAGUACGUGGACCCCCAGAAGGCCAACGCGGACGUGGUGCUGCGCUAUGAGCCUUCCGACAAGGGCCUUCCCUUCCUCAAGGUCAAGCUCAUCCAGAAGAAGGGGGGCAAGUUCCCCAUGGUCACUCUCAAGAAGGACCUGAGCCUCUCCGGGAGCGAGCCUGGCGCCACCCUGAAGAUGUACGAUGACGACUGGUUCGGCAACGAUGUGACUGUGGUGGAGAUGGAUGGCGAGAUCGACAUGGACAACAUGGAGGAGCAGCUCAAGGAGAUCGAGUCCAAUCUGGAAGGCCUUGGCGCGAAGUCGGCCGAGGAGCUGACUGAGGCCAUGGUGUCGCUGAAGUCUUCCCCGGGCUCGCAGAACGGAACUGGCCUUCUUCAGACUGUCAUCGCCAUGAAGGUCCGAGAGAUCUACGAGAAGAUCACGGGCAAGGAUGCUUAG